AUGGCUAUAUUCCUAAAAAAAUCUUUUAAAAGACCUCAAACCUGGCCGAGGCAGCAAAACCAGCAAACAAGACCUCCGAACCGGCAGACACAACAAAACCAGCGAAAAAAGACCUCAAACCUGGCCGACGCAGCAAAACCAGCAAACAAGACCUCCGACCCGGCAGACACAACAAAACCAGCAAACAAGACCUCAGACCCGGCAGACACAACAAAACCAGCAAACAAGGCCUCCGACCCGGCAGACAUAACAAAACCAGCAAUUAAAACCUCAGACCCGGCACACACUACAAAACCAGCAAACAAGACCUCAGACCCGGCAGACACAACAAAACAAGCAAACAAGACUUCAUACCCGACAGACACACCAAACCAGCAAACAAGACCUCCGACCCGACAGACACAACAAAACCAGCAAACAAGACCUCCGACCCGACAGACACAACAAAACCAGCAAAUAAAAACCCCAGACCCGGCAGACACAACAAAACCAACAAGCAAAGACCUCCGACCAGGCAGACACAACAAAACCAGCAAACAAGACCUCCGACCCGGUAGACACAACAAAACCACCAAACAAGACCUCCGACCCGCAAACAAGACCUCAGACCCGGCAGACACAACAAAACCAGCAAACAAGACCUCCGACCAGGCAGACACAACAAAACCAGCAAACAAGACCUCCGACCUGGCAGACACAACAAAACCAGCAAACAAGACCUCCGACCCGGCAGACACAACAAAACCAGCAAACAAGACCUCAGACCCGGCAGACACAACAAAACCAGCAAACAAGGCCUCCGACCCGGCAGACAUAACAAAACCAGCAAUUAAAACCCCAGACCCGGCAGACACAACAAAACCAACAAGCAAAGACCUCCGACCAGGCAGACACAACAAAACCAGCAAACAAGACCUCCGACCCGGUAGACACAACAAAACCAGCAAAUAA
This is a messenger RNA of Ylistrum balloti, 951 nucleotides long. RefSeq names its product polycystin-1-like protein 3. The transcript is spliced from 3 exons. The coding region runs from base 1 to 951 and encodes 316 amino acids. NCBI's taxonomy places the organism in Eukaryota, Metazoa, Mollusca, Bivalvia, Pectinida, Pectinidae. The record is from RefSeq and is a predicted model, not a curated record.